UUAGGAGGUGUGGUCUCUUUGGAGGAAGUGUGUCACACGGGAAGGACUUUGAGGAUUCAAACACUUCCCAGCAUCCCCAGUGUGCUCUCUACUUCCUGUUCAUGGAUCGGGAUGUAAACUCUCAGUAGCUGCUCCAUUGCCAUGCCUGCCUCUCUGCUGCCAUGCUCCCUGCCUUGGUGGUGAUGGGCUGUCAACACUCUGGAAUCCCCUUUAGCAGACUUCCAGGGAGGUGUUAGCACCUGCUGAAGACAGAGGUCAAAGAAGACAUCAGUGAGAUCUCUGCAACUCCACAGCACCAUUCCAGCUGCAUCCCACUUGUGAACACCUUCCUUCUAUGACACCCUGCUGAACACUCCCAGCACCAAGAUUCCUUCAUUCCUGUGGUCCUCCCAGCUCCAGACAAAGCAGUGCAUCCUACUAUCACCUGAGUCCCACAGGCUUCAGUGGCUGGCCUUCGGGCCACACUUGAAAAGCAAGGGCUAAGGGGGCUUCAAGUUUCCUUGUACAGUGUGUGGAGUAUUGCUCUAUACAGAGGAUCACAGAAGGAAACAAAACAGGCCUGUCUGUGGCCCCCGGAGAGAGGCGACUUGAUCCAGUGGCAUCACUGAUGAGUGCUGAAGAGGAUACACAGGCAUCUGGACCUGAGGCUGCUGCCUGGGUCCCCUUCCCCACAGUUGAUGUCCCAGACCAUGCUCACUAUACCCUGGGUACGGUGAUCCUGCUGGUGGGGCUCACAGGGAUGCUGGGCAAUCUGACAGUCAUCUACACCUUCUGCAGGAACAGAGGCCUGCGGACACCUGCAAACAUGUUCAUUAUCAACCUUGCAGUCAGCGACUUCCUCAUGUCAUUCACUCAGGCUCCGGUCUUCUUUGCCAGCAGCCUCUACAAGAAAUGGCUCUUUGGGGAGACAGGUUGUGAGUUCUAUGCCUUCUGUGGAGCUGUCUUUGGCAUUACUUCCAUGAUCACCCUGACAGCCAUUGCCCUGGACCGCUAUCUGGUGAUCACACGUCCACUGGCCACCAUUGGGAUGGGAUCCAAAAGACGAACGGCCUUUGUCCUGCUAGGUGUCUGGCUCUAUGCCCUGGCUUGGAGUCUACCACCCUUCUUCGGCUGGAGUGCCUAUGUGCCUGAGGGGCUGCUGACAUCCUGCUCCUGGGACUACAUGACCUUCACACCCCAGGUGCGUGCCUAUACCAUGCUGCUCUUCUGCUUCGUGUUCUUCCUCCCCCUGCUCAUCAUCAUCGGCUGUUACAUCUUCAUCUUCAGGGCCAUCCGAGAAACAGGCCGGGCCUGUGAGGGCUGCAGUGAGUCCCCUCAACAGCGGCGGCAGUGGCAUCGGCUGCAGAGUGAGUGGAAGAUGGCCAAGGUCGCACUGAUUGUGAUCCUCCUCUUUGUGCUCUCCUGGGCCCCCUACUCCACUGUGGCCCUGGUGGCUUUUGCUGGGUACUCUCACAUCCUGACGCCCUACAUGAGCUCAGUGCCAGCUGUCAUCGCCAAGGCUUCUGCCAUCCACAACCCCAUCAUUUAUGCCAUCACUCACCCCAAGUACAGGGCAGCCAUUGCCCAGCACCUGCCUUGCCUUGGGGUGCUACUUGGAGUGUCAAGCCAGCGCAGCCACCCCUCCCUCAGCUACCGCUCUACCCAGCGCUCUACACUGAGUAGCCAGUCCUCUGACCUCAGCUGGAUCUCUGGACCGAAGCGUCAAGAGUCCCUGGGUUCUGAGAGUGAAGUGGGAUGGACAGAAACAGAAGCGACAGCUGUGUGGGGAACUGCCCAGCCAGCAAGUGGACAAUCUUCCUGCAGUCAAAACCUGCAAGAUGGGGCAGUCAAAGCUCCUUCCAGCCCCCAGGCCAAGGGACAGCUCCCCAGCCUGGACCUCGGGAUGUAGGAUGCCCACUGGCCCUCCUUUUCUUCUGCUACUUGUCCAGUUCCAUCACUUCCCUAUCACAUGCACAAACCCAGGCUUAUCUCCAAAAGCCUGGAAGCUUUGGAAGUGUCACUGUCACCUGUGCUACACUGGACUCACAGUUCCAGCCCCUUCCCACACCAUAAAACUCCUGCCUUGAAGCAUGGUCUGCACUACUCAGCCAUCACACCUGGGCUCUGCCUGAAGCAUGGACCCAGGCUCUCUUUCCUGCUUCACUUCCAGCAGCCACCGCCUCUCCUCGGACACUGUGUGCUGCGAUUGGCCAGGCGAUGACAAUAGCGAUGGCCCUGGGGAACUCAUCAUUUAUUUAUGAGUCAAGCAUCGUGGCUAGCCUUUGUGACCAGGCUGGACAUCUCAUUGGUUCAGAAAGCUCUGUCCAGCAUCCCCUGCUGUCAGUGAUCAAAAUGUUGAACACAGACUUUACUUUGCACAACAGAAAUACUUCACCUCUAGUUCUCCCAUAGCAUUCACACUGUGGCCCAUACUUACAUGUUUGUGGGCACUGGCGAGCACAUAGGUACCUAUCUGUAUGCACACCAAACACAUGUAUGCACACCCUGCCCUUACUGAUUGUUUUCUGUCAGUGGUCUAAGUUCCUUCCAGAUGUGGAUCUGACAGGGUAUUGGAAAAUAAAAAAACAAGGUCU
This is a messenger RNA of Cricetulus griseus (Chinese hamster), 2573 nucleotides long. The record is from RefSeq and is a predicted model, not a curated record. Lineage: Eukaryota; Metazoa; Chordata; Mammalia; Rodentia; Cricetidae.